Molecule: messenger RNA, 585 nt
Organism: Malaclemys terrapin pileata
Lineage: Eukaryota; Metazoa; Chordata; Testudines; Emydidae
Gene: CCDC70
Product: coiled-coil domain containing 70
Exons: 1
Coding region: 1-585 (194 amino acids)
Source: RefSeq, a predicted model, not a curated record
AUGUCCUACACCUCCCGCCAGAAGCAGCUCAUCAAGAAGCUGUGGGAUGAGAAAGUUUUUUGGGAGGAAAUCAAGGCUUUUUGGGAGAAGAUGAAUGCCUUUCGGGAGAAGAUCAGGGCCUUCAGGACGGCGAUCCAGGCCUUCUGGGAGGAGGAAAACCCCAUCUGGGAGGAGGAAAAUGCCUUUCGGGAGGCAGAAAAGACUUUCCGGGAAGAAGCAAAAGCCUUCUGGGAGGGGUACAGGGACUUCUGGAAGGGGUAUAAUGCUUUCUGGAAGAAGGAUAAGGCUUUCUGGAAGGAGGAUCAGUUCCUCUGGGAAAAGGACAAGGUUCUCCUGGAUGAGGACAAGGUCCUGUGGGCAGAAGAAAAGGCUCUCUGGGCAGAUGAAAAAGCCCUCCUAGAAGAAGAAAGAGCUUUCUGGGAGGAUGAGGAAGCCCUACGAGAAGAUGAAAAAGCCCUCCAAGAAGAUGAAAAAUCUAUCUGGGAGGGGGCAUUUGGCCCUCUGAGAGGAGAACAAUUACUGCUAGCUGUAGCUAUCAAUGCUCCUGGGAGUCAUGGCCCAGAUAUUCUUAGAGGAAGUGGGUAG